This is a messenger RNA of Oppia nitens, 2214 nucleotides long. RefSeq names its product ABC transporter G family member 20-like. Gene Ontology annotation, molecular function: ATP binding; ATP hydrolysis activity; ABC-type transporter activity. NCBI's taxonomy places the organism in Eukaryota, Metazoa, Arthropoda, Arachnida, Sarcoptiformes, Oppiidae. The transcript has 4 exons. The record is from RefSeq and is a predicted model, not a curated record. Gene Ontology annotation, cellular component: membrane. The coding region runs from base 1 to 2214 and encodes 737 amino acids.
AUGACUAGUAAUAAUAAUUUAGUGAUUGACAAACAAAAUGCUUUAGAGAUAAGAGAUGUUAGUUUUUAUUAUAAAAGUGGUCAUAAUAUUUUGAAUGGCAUCAAUUUGACUGUCCCUAAAGCUGGAAUUUAUGGACUGUUGGGUUCAUCCGGUUGUGGCAAAACUACAUUAUUAAGAUGUGCAUUGGGUAGACUAAAACCAAAAUACGGAAGCAUUUCUCUAUUUGGACGGACACCCGGAACACCGGGUAGUCGAGUGCCCGGACCUGCUGUUGGAUAUAUGCCACAAGAGUUGGCACUCUAUGAAGACUUUAGUAUUGAAGAGACACUUCGCUAUUUUGGACGAUUGUUUGGCAUUACCUCACAGACUAUCCAAACAAGAAUUGAGUUUAUGUUAGAUUUGCUUCAAUUACCAAAUGGUCGCAAAAUGAUUCGUAAUUUAAGCGGUGGUCAGAAGCGUCGGGUGUCUAUAGCCACAGCUCUAUUGCAUAGUCCACCACUUCUUAUAUUGGAUGAGCCAACAGUUGGUGUGGACCUAAUCCUCAGGGAUUCCAUUUGGAAACACUUAGAAUACCUGUGCAAACGUGGUUUUACAGUCAUUUUGACGACUCAUUAUAUAGAAGAAGCCAGAAAUGCCUCGAAAGUUGGAUUUAUGCGAUCCGGUAAACUGUUGGCUGAAGACUCACCCAAACAACUUAUAGCAAAUUACAAACUAACAACUCUGGAGAACGUAUUUCUUAAAUUAUCACAAUUGGAGGACCAAAUGAAAGCUAAUAAUCAAUUGACUUUUAAAGGCAGAUCAGUACCAAAAGAGAUUGAAAACAAUAUUUGUAAUACAGAAAGUUCAUCGGAUAUACAAUUAAAUGUUAUAAAUAAACAAUCAAUGAAUGAAAAUCAAAUGACAACCAAUUGUUAUGUUAAUAAAGGCUAUACUGAAGAAACCAUAUCUAUAAUUGAGACAACAAAUGAAACAACACUUAAAACUGUCGACAAUACCAAUGGUACGGUUCAUAUGAAACAACAAAGUAUCGUAAAUGAGACCAAAUUUAUACAGCGAUUGACUGCACUGACACUCAAAAAUUUUAGACAAAUGACCCGAAAUAUGGCUUUAUUAGCGUUUUUUGUUUUAUUGCCUACUAUUGAGAUCAGUCUUAUGAUAAUGAGUAUUGGCAAUGAUAUCAAAAACAUGAAAGUUUCGGUCUAUAAUCCCGAUAAUGUUGACAAUCAAACGCUAUCGUUAAGUGAACUAUUUCUCAGUGCCAUUGAUGUCGAUCAUAUAAUUAUAGUCAGAUAUCCAACACUUGAAUCAGCUGUACAGGCAGUUCGAGACAAUGAUGUCUGGGCUGUCAUUCAUUUUGAACACAACUUUACCGAAACAUUAAGAAUGCGAUCGCUAUUGUCCUCCGAUUCCGAUCCGGGAAUUAUUAAAGACAGUUCCAUAAAAUUACAAUUAGAUAUGUCUAACCAAGUGAUAGGUUUUCAGAUACAACGACACAUUUAUACGGCUUUCGCCAAAUUUUUAGGUUUUCUGGCUAUUAAUUACGGCAUAAAUCCCGACGCUUUAAAGCCGCCCAUAGUUGUCGGUCCGCCUAUAUAUGGAGUCAAAAAUCAAUCGCUUAUUACAUUUAUAGCACCGGGAGCUCUCAUUAUGGUGGCAUACUUUUCCACAACAGUUAUGACCACUCAUUUAUUGAUCAAAGAGCGAAACGACGGUUUAGCCGAACGUAGUCUUGUGGCCGGAGUGUCGCCGUUUGAGUUUGUCUUAUCGCACAUCAUAUUGCAGACCAUACUAUUAGCCAUUCAAGUCGGUCUCAAACUGAUGGUUGCAUUUUUGGUAUUCACAAUACCUAAUCGCGGCUCCAUUAUGUCGGCCAUUGCCCUAACAUUUCUUCAGGGUUUAUGUGGACUAAUGUUUGGUCUCAUGAUAUCUGGCGUCUGCUAUGACGAGAUAUAUGCAAAUACAUUAGGAAUCGGCACAUUCUUUCCCAGUGUAAUGAUUGGCGGAAUAUUCUGGCCGUUGCAGAGUAUGCCUACUUGGCUCCGGUAUUUCAGUCAAGCACUGCCCUCUACUCUGGCCAUUGAAUCGUUGCGAAGUAUUUUAUUGCGCGGUUGGGGUUUUGAAAGAUUACCGGUUCUCAUGGGUUUCAUUGUUACAAUCUUGUGGUUAAUUUUCUUUUUGAUUAAUUCAAUCAUUUUCUUUAAGAAAAAGUUAUGA